Molecule: messenger RNA, 1946 nt
Organism: Drosophila serrata
Lineage: Eukaryota; Metazoa; Arthropoda; Insecta; Diptera; Drosophilidae
Gene: dgt1
Product: KAT8 regulatory NSL complex subunit dim gamma-tubulin 1
Cellular component (GO): NSL complex
Source: RefSeq, a predicted model, not a curated record
ACCCCAGGAGGCAUAGCUUUUUUGUUUUUUGACGAAAAAUUAAAGGAAAAACUUCAUAUUUAAGCUGGCACACUCACAACGUGUAAGUAAGAUGGCAAGUUUUUCGCCAAACCAACUGCGGCAGUGCGCCCGCUUUACCGGCACUGCCUGCACGCCGGAGAAGGAGCAGCAGCUACGCGACCAAAUCCACAGCGAGCUGGCCAAGAUCAAGUACUGCGCCAAUCCAACUUACGAGUGCAGCCUGAUGAGGGUCGAGGGCCAUGAGUACUGCAUCCGGCACAUUCUGCGCGAUCCACGCUCCAACUACCGCCAGUGUACGCAUGUCUAUGCGAAUGGUCGGAAGUGCAUCAAUGCGGUGCCUAAGUUCGACAACAAGAAGGAACUGAUACUGACGACGCUGUGCUUCGAACACAACCGCCAGACGCAGUUGCAGAAGACGCACUUGGCCGUUGGACGCGUACGCAAGCUGGUGGAAACGAACGAGACGCUGCUCAACAGCCUGUCGUCGCACAUCAAUGUGGAGGGCAUAAAGCCAGAGCCGCUCAAACAAGAGCCGGAUGAUGAUGAAAUAGAUGUGGUGUCACCACACGUUACCCCCUUUGAUUUCCAAGAUCAUCGCAACAGCAUUGGUGACAUUGUGGAAUCAGCGCGCAAGCGUCGUCGCAUCCUAGACUAUGCUUCAGAUAGCUCUAGCAACGAUGAAGAUCCGCCCUGCGUUAGGAACACCGCUCAGGAUAUUGAGUUCAAUGAAUCAGACUACGACAGCAUCGAUUCAGAAGAUGAUGAUCCACUAAAACAUGCUGGCGUAUAUACGCGUGCCGAGGCAGUCCGUGUGGCAGAGACAAAGUUGAUAAAGCUGCAGGGCCUUUACCGUGAGCAGGUCUCCCACCUGCAGCAUGUCCUGAAGCAGCGACGCCGCAAGUACUUGCACGACAUUCGCCGCGAGCGUGAGAUUUAUUGCAGCAUACACGAUCAGCUGAAGGACACGCCGCACGAGCGCAAACUGUACGACCAGCUCAAGGCUCUGAACACAUACCAUCGUCGUCAGGGCAUGGAAGCGGUGCUCUACAAGAAACUGAAGGAGAAGCGAGCCAGGGACACCCUGUACGCUUCCAAAUCGUCGAGCAAUCCCAAAUGCGUUUUUACCGAGGGCGGCGUCAAGUGCGGGGAACGAACGCUGCCAUGCUGCAAGCACUGCCGCAAGCACAUACUGGAGGAUAAGCGUCAGGUCCUCUUCCGGGCUUGUGGCGUGGAGCGCAGCGGUGUUGUCUGCCAGGAGCCGGUGACCAGUAUUCUCGAAGAUUCCAAUUGUGUGCUACACCUGACCGUGGCGCCGGCCAAGCGCCAGUAUAUCCAAAAGUUUUAUGAACUACCAAGCACACCACCACAAGAAAGUAUCUUUGCUGCUGGUCGCGGUGGUGAUAAUUUAGUUGGAGAAGAGGCGCCAAACAGCAUUGAGCAGCCACCUGAAGGCGGUAGUGACGACUUGGACUUGGACUUUGCCAAUGGCAUCUUCGACUUUGAUCUCGACACGGCCGGAGAUCUGGCGAAUUCCCUUGACGAUGACAUUUUUCUCGAUUUGGAUGCUGAUCUCGGCUUGGCUUUCGACGAUCAAAGUUUGGCCGACUUGGGCUCUGACCAGGAGGGCGAUGAUGAAGCCAGUCCCGAGGCAGUCAGUCCCACUGAAACUAUCGAUCAAGACAACUUUAAUGCAACCCUAGACCUAGACCAAAUAGCUUUUGAAGAAAAUCCCGAACUAAACUAUCAAGUGAUAGACGAAACCGAUACCAAUGUAACAGAAGUUUUGCGAAUGCUCGAUGGCAUUCAGCACAUGCCUUGGUUCGAUGCAUUAAUGAACCAGUAACAAGCUAACAUAAAAUGCGAGUCCGAGACCGAAGAGGACGAAACUACCACCUCGUCUGCCAGUAUGAGUGUCCCCAUAAAAU